Molecule: messenger RNA, 1137 nt
Organism: Pygocentrus nattereri (red-bellied piranha)
Lineage: Eukaryota; Metazoa; Chordata; Actinopteri; Characiformes; Serrasalmidae
Gene: tmem50a
Product: transmembrane protein 50A
Exons: 7
Coding region: 101-583 (160 amino acids)
Biological process (GO): late endosome to vacuole transport via multivesicular body sorting pathway; protein targeting to vacuole
Source: RefSeq, a predicted model, not a curated record
UGGAGUCCAAAAGUCAAAUGAGUUCUCUGCGCAUGCGCGAUACCGAGCCUCGGAGGAAGCGAGAGCUUUGUUUGCGGCUGAUAAAAAUACAGCAAGGAAAAUGUCAGGGUUCCUGGAUGGCAUCAGAUGUGGCGACUGUGAGUGUAAUGUUGACUGGGGAGAGAAGAGGAACACCAUUGCCUCGAUAGCGGCUGGCGUGUUGUUCUUCACAGGGUGGUGGAUCAUAAUUGAUGCUGCAAUUAUGUACCCCAGAGAGGACCAGUUUCACCAUGCUUAUCACACCUGCGGAGUCAUAGCCACAAUAGCAUUUCUUAUGAUCAAUGCAGUGUCCAAUGGACAGGUGAGAGGUGACAGUUACAGCGAAGGCUGCAUGGGACAGACAGGUGCCAGAGUGUGGCUCUUCAUUGGCUUCAUGUUGGCCUUUGGCUCUCUCAUCGCUUCCAUGUGGAUUCUGUUUGGAGGUUUCGUCGUGGCUUCGAAGGAAACGGUGUACCCUGGAAUUGCCGUUUUCUUCCAGAAUGCAUUCAUCUUCUUUGGGGGUCUGGUGUUCAAGUUUGGACGUACAGAGGACCUUUGGCAAUGAAAAGGAACUCUCCCUGACCUGAAAUAAGCCUGGAGUCUGUUGAUGCUUCUCUUUUUUUCUCUUUUCUUUUUUUAACCUGUUAAAUAUACUUGCUCUUCCCAUGUGCAAAUGCCAGUGUUCUUCAGCCAUGUGUCAACAGCUUUAGCUCACUAUUAAACAGUGAUGAGUUUCUGCUGUUCAACACACCAGGACCUGUCAUGUUUUAGAACAUCUUGCUGGAAUUCCAGCAGUUUUUCAAAACAUCUGUAUUGUUUAGCCAUUGAGAUGAAAAGAACGUGAUUCAGAGGGGUUUAAUGUGAAACUGCAUUGUAGUGAAACUUUGAUAGAUGUAUGUAUUUAUUUCGUCGCCGUCCAAAGAAGAACAAGCAUCUCCAAAAUAGUAGCUUUACAGGAGAAGCACUCUUAGCUUUCAAUAUAAGUUAAUAUAAAAAGGCUUUGUUCCAAGUGAUUUUGGAGCAUUUGUAUUGAUCCAGUCAUCAUAACAUUUUUGCAUAAUGUUAAGGACAGAGGGUGUGUUGAAAUGAUGAAGAAAAAUAAAAAUCAACAAAAAUGGA